Pistacia vera is the source of this 680-nucleotide messenger RNA. Its product is annotated as myb-related protein 305-like. NCBI's taxonomy places the organism in Eukaryota, Viridiplantae, Streptophyta, Magnoliopsida, Sapindales, Anacardiaceae. The coding region runs from base 36 to 596 and encodes 186 amino acids. The transcript is spliced from 3 exons. The record is from RefSeq and is a predicted model, not a curated record. Gene Ontology annotation, cellular component: nucleus. Gene Ontology annotation, biological process: regulation of DNA-templated transcription. Gene Ontology annotation, molecular function: DNA-binding transcription factor activity; sequence-specific DNA binding.
UCUCUCUCUUUCUCUCUGGAAAAAAAGAAAAAAAGAUGGAUAAAACACCGUGUGACUCUCAAGAUGCUGAAGUGAGAAAAGGGCCAUGGACCAUGGAAGAAGACUUGAUUUUGAUCAACUAUAUCGCCAACCAUGGCGAAGGCGUGUGGAACUCUCUUGCUAAAGCAGCCGGGCUGAAACGUACUGGAAAAAGCUGCCGUCUCCGGUGGCUGAACUAUCUUCGACCGGAUGUGAAGAGAGGGAAUAUAACACCAGAGGAACAGCUCUUGAUAAUGGAACUUCAUGCUAAGUGGGGAAACAGGUGGUCAAAGAUUGCGAAGCAUUUACCUGGAAGGACAGAUAAUGAAAUAAAGAAUUUCUGGAGAACAAGAAUCCAGAAGCAUAUUAAACAGGGAGAAACGUUUUCUGCACAAUGUUCAGAGGCAAACGAGCAGGCUAGUUCAAGCCAAAUGUCAUACACAAUAGAAAAUUAUUCUCCAUCUUCAUACCAACCAAGUAUGCAGGAUCACCAGGCUUUUCCAAUGGCUCCUUUACCUGCUGAAGUGAAUGAAAACUAUUGGAGCAUGGAGGAUCUCUGGUUACUUAAUGGCGAUUAAUUGAUUUUGAGGAUUUGCGUUAUGCAUGCUUCAAUGUCUAAUCUGGAUGAAUGUUGGAUUUAUGAUAUAUAGUUUGAUCGAACU